AUGGCACUGCCUGCGUGUGCAGCCGGGGUGCUUCGGCCGUCACUGCAACCGGAGCGAGGAGCGCCCGCCCGCACCACCUGUCCCCGCCGACAUUCCAGAGGGGAGGCUGAAUUGGCAGAGAGCCGGCCCCGAUCAGUCGCCGCCUCAGCCCGCGAGGACCCUCCUAGGGGUGUGUCUCGCGGAUUCAACUCCCAGCCGCCAACGGACGAGCCCCUAAAGGCGUCUUCCUCUCUGGCGGGAGCCGCGCGUGCCCCACUCUUCCCGCUGUUGCCCCGAGGCCGCCGCGGGCGGAUGCACGACCUCCGGAGACGCUGGGACCUGGGCUCCCUCUGCCGGGCCCUGCUCACUCGGGGCCUGGCAGCGCUGGGCCACUCUCUGAAGCACGUGCUCGGUGCGAUCUUCUCCAAGAUCUUCGGCCCCCUGGCCAGCGUCGGGAAUAUGGAUGAGAAAUCCAACAAGCUGCUGCUGGCUUUGGUGAUGCUUUUCCUCUUCGCCGUGAUCGUCCUCCAGUACGUGUGCCCCGGCACAGAAUGUCAGGUCCUCCGCCUGCAGGCUUUCAGCUCCCCGAUGCCGGACCCGUACCGCUCAGAGGAUGAGAGCUCCGCCCGGUUCGUGCCCCGUUACAAUUUCAGCCGCAGCGAUCUCCUGCGCAAGGUAGACUUCGACAUCAAGGGCGAUGACCUGAUCGUGUUCCUGCACAUCCAGAAGACCGGAGGGACCACGUUUGGCCGCCACCUCGUGCGCAACAUCCAGCUGGAGCAGCCUUGCGAGUGCCGCGUGGGUCAGAAGAAAUGCACUUGCCACCGGCCCGGUAAGCGGGAGACCUGGCUCUUCUCCAGGUUCUCCACUGGCUGGAGCUGCGGGCUGCACGCCGACUGGACCGAGCUCACCAGCUGCGUGCCCGCCGUAGUCGAUGGCAAACGCGAUGCCAAGCUGAGACCAUCCAGGAAUUUCCACUAUAUCACCAUCCUCCGAGACCCAGUGUCGCGGUACUUGAGUGAAUGGAGGCAUGUCCAGAGAGGGGCGACAUGGAAAGCAUCGCUGCAUGUCUGUGAUGGAAGGCCCCCAACCUCCGAAGAGCUACCCAGCUGCUACACUGGUGAUGACUGGUCUGGCUGCCCUCUGAAAGAGUUCAUGGACUGUCCCUAUAAUCUGGCCAACAACCGCCAGGUGCGCAUGCUCUCUGACCUGACCCUCGUAGGCUGCUACAACCUCUCUGUCAUGCCAGAAAAGCAAAGAAACAAGGUCCUCCUGGAAAGUGCCAAAUCGAAUCUGAAGCACAUGGCAUUCUUCGGCCUAACUGAGUUUCAGCGGAAGACCCAAUAUCUGUUUGAGAAAACCUUCAACAUGAACUUCAUUUCGCCGUUUACCCAAUAUAAUACCACUAGGGCCUCUAGUGUAGAAAUCAGUGAGGAAACCCAAAAGCGAAUUGAGGGACUGAAUUUUCUGGAUAUGGAAUUGUACAGCUUUGCGAAAGAUCUCUUUCUGCAAAGGUAUCAGUUUAUGAGGCAGAAAGAUCAUCAAGAUGCUAGGCGGAAGCGUCAGGAACAACGCAAAUUCCUGAAGGGAAGGUUCCUUCAGACCCAUUUCCAGAGCCAGGGUCAGGGCCAGAGCCAGAAUCCGAGUCAGAAUCAGAGUCAGAGCCCAAAUGUGAAUGCAAAUCAGAACGUGACUCAGAAUCUGAUUCAGAAUCUGCUUCAGAAUCUGACUCAGAAUUCAAGUCAGAAUUCAAUCCAGAAAGAGAACCGGGAAAGCCCGAAGCAGGACCCAGGCCAAGAGCAGAGCGAUAGCAACACCAGCAAUGGCACUAAUGACUACAUAGGCAGUGUAGAGAAAUGGCGUUAA
Messenger RNA from Pipistrellus nathusii (Nathusius's pipistrelle), 1845 nucleotides. NCBI's taxonomy places the organism in Eukaryota, Metazoa, Chordata, Mammalia, Chiroptera, Vespertilionidae. The record is from the annotation of a GenBank genome assembly.